Beta vulgaris subsp. vulgaris (sugar beet) is the source of this 756-nucleotide messenger RNA. RefSeq lists its product as uncharacterized. NCBI's taxonomy places the organism in Eukaryota, Viridiplantae, Streptophyta, Magnoliopsida, Caryophyllales, Amaranthaceae. Bases 1 to 756 code for a protein of 251 amino acids. The record is from RefSeq and is a predicted model, not a curated record. The transcript has 2 exons.
AUGGCAAAGGGUUCAAAAAAAGGCAAUGGAGGUAAGAAGGCUAAGCAACAUGUGAAGGUAGUGAAGAAACCUCAAUCAGGGGAUGCGAAGAAGAAGGUGAGUGUUAAUGAUAUACACGAUAAUGCUUCAUUGAGUUGGUCAUCGAAAGAGGAGCAGGAUAAUGAUUCAGUAGCAUCAGCGGAUUUGAAUGCUUCGAUGAUGGAGAAAGCAAGUGCUGAGGUUGCUAGGCAGCAGAUGGCUAAGUGGAUUGAAUCCAUUCGUACUCCUUUGAGGCCAGCAUCUGGAAAUGUGGUGAAUCCUUCCCCUCACCCAAUGCAACAGUUAGCAAGCACUACAGUGAUCCUUACUGAAGAGGAUGUUAAGGAAGAAAUAGCUUUCUGGGAAUCAGCUGUUGUUUGCUACAUACUAGGUAUUAAACCUCCAGCUCGAAUUGUAGAUGGCUUUAUUAGAAGAGUAUGGGGAAAAUGUGGUAUAGACAGGAUUGCAAUGGGGAGUAAUGGAGUUUUUGUAGUUAGAUUCAGGACCAUGGAAGGGAAACAGAAAGCGAUUGAUGCUGGGCCUAUCCUUUAUGAUAGUUUACCUGUCAUAGUAAAAAACUGGUCACCUGAACUAGAUUUAAUGGCGGAAGAAGUGAAGGUUGUUCCCACCUGGGUGCGAUUGCCUGGAUUACCUUUGAAAUACUGGGGACCUUCUUCUCUGAAUAAGAUUUCUAGUCUUAUUGGAAAGUCCAUCAGAAUUGAUAGAGCAACAGCCUAG